This is a messenger RNA of Cajanus cajan (pigeon pea), 636 nucleotides long. The record is from RefSeq and is a predicted model, not a curated record. NCBI's taxonomy places the organism in Eukaryota, Viridiplantae, Streptophyta, Magnoliopsida, Fabales, Fabaceae.
AUGAACGAUGGAUUUUACAAACAUCCCCUUCCUUCACCUCCUGCAAUUGAUUUUGUUUCAGAAGAGGGCAAGCAACUUUUUCGUGAAGCUAUUGAGAAUGGAACCAUGGAAGGUUUCUACAAGUUGAUUUCUACUUUUCAAACGCAAUCUGAGCUCUGUUUUUGUGGCCUCGCGAGCCUGUCCAUAGUCCUCAACGCUCUUGCUAUUGAUCCUGGAAGAAGAUGGAAAGGACCUUGGAGAUGGUUUGAUGAAUCUAUGUUGAGGAUUUACACAAAUAUUGAAAAGGUGAAAGGUGGAGGCAUUGUCUUUGGGGAUCUUGCGUCUUUGGCUGGUUCUGCUGGAGCCAAAGUUGAAUUUUUUUAUGCUAGCGAAAACACCAUUGAAGAUUUUCGUAAAUAUGUCAUCAAGUGUUCAAGUUCUGAUCACUGUCACAUAAUCGCAUCAUACUACAGAUCGGCCCUCAAACAAAUUGGAGGUGGUCACUAUUCUCCUAUAGGAGGAUAUCAUUGUAAAAAGGACAAAAUACUUAUUUUGGAUGUAGCACGUUAUAAGUAUCCUCCUCAUUGGGUUCCACUUCAAGAUCUUUGGGAAGGCAUGAAUUGUAUUGACGAGUGUGUUGGGCUAUCUAGAGGGUAA